AUGCGGAAAAAGAGAAAGUUCUUCAAGUUCAGACUGCGGCACAAUAACCGAUGGCAUAUUCCAUUACCCACCGGACCUUUUACGGUAGGCUGCACGGACAUUAUGACAGGUUCUUCCAAGUUCGGUGUAUUCGUUCGAUUAUUUUAUCCUGCAGCUGAAAAUGAUAUCUUGACAAAACAACGAGCGUUUGACUGCAUAAAAGUGUUAGACUUUCUCGAAGAACUAAACAACGGCUAUCCCAUCCAAAACGUUAUCAAUCCAUCUUUUCAAACUAGCCAGUUUAUGGGAAUUAUGGACCUUUCAAAAGCAGCAGUGGCCGGACACUCGUUUGGAGGAACUACUGCUAUUCUCUCGUUAGCACUGGAACACCGAUUCAAGAUAGGUUUAGCCCUAGAUACCUGGAUGUUCCCAUUGGAAAAUAAUCAAGAGAUUUUUUCAAAAGUGACUCAACCUAUAUUGUUUGUUAAUAUGGAAAAGUUUCAGACCAUAAGAAACUUGAGAGUUAUGAAAAAUUUGGAAUCCAAGUCUCUUGAUCGGAAGGUGGUAACAGUCAAGUAA
This is a messenger RNA of Limulus polyphemus (Atlantic horseshoe crab), 558 nucleotides long. Its product is annotated as platelet-activating factor acetylhydrolase-like. The record is from RefSeq and is a predicted model, not a curated record. Bases 1 to 558 code for a protein of 185 amino acids. The transcript is spliced from 3 exons. Lineage: Eukaryota; Metazoa; Arthropoda; Merostomata; Xiphosura; Limulidae. Gene Ontology annotation, molecular function: 1-alkyl-2-acetylglycerophosphocholine esterase activity.